Messenger RNA from Lodderomyces parapsilosis, 1086 nucleotides. RefSeq lists its product as uncharacterized. Bases 1 to 1086 code for a protein of 361 amino acids. The record is from RefSeq and is a predicted model, not a curated record. NCBI's taxonomy places the organism in Eukaryota, Fungi, Ascomycota, Pichiomycetes, Serinales, Debaryomycetaceae. The transcript has a single exon.
AUGAGAACAAAUCAACUUUCGAGUCUCGAUAUUAAAAGGAAAAAUCAUCCAUCUACCGACCCAAAGAAGUCCAUAAGGUCACCCAAUGCGCAGGAGACAGGUAUAGUGUCUUAUACAAAUCCAAGAAAGGGGGAUAGUUCGUAUAUGAACGCUCAGCGGUUUUCACCUCAGAAGUCACAAGAAGGACAGACUUAUUCCAGAAAAAAGAGGCCAAUUUACGUUCAUAGUGAAGAUGGCAAAGAUAAGAGGAUAGAACCGCUGCAAGUAAAGCAAGGGAGGCAAGGGAAGCAAGGAAUGCGAGACACUAAAUCAUACCCCACGCUGUUGGAACCAGAGAAGCAUUCCAGUGAUGAUGACGAGAAAGAAUUUGGCGUAAUCAAUGUAUCCAAAAUCACCCCGAGCCCGAGGAAGAAGAAGAGACUGUCUAUUUAUGACGAGAUCGAAGGAUUACUCGAUUUAAAUGAUGAUGAUGGUGAUGAUGGUGAUAGCAAACAGAUCGAACGUAAAAAGUUAAAGGUAUCUACAACUAGUGAUGGGCGAAUAGACUUGAUUCGUAGUUUUGAGGAGGCCAAGUAUGGAACUAAACAGGAUAUCGCCAAGAAGCACAAACUGAAAGGUAUUCCUAAACCUAUAACAUCACGCUCUGAGCUUUUGCAACGAGCACGAGCUCAUUUUGAAGAGAUGAAGCUUGUGCUUGAGGGAAAGUGUCCCCCAUCUAUAUACUAUGAGAGAGCCAAAAGGAUACGAAAAAACUCCUCGCAUGAAACCAUGACAGCUAAAGAACAAACAAGAGUAGAUUGGGAACUGUUUUAUGGCGGGUACUAUGGGUUUCAAAGGCAAUCGAUCAUUGGUAAAGAAAUAACCAAAGUGUGUCAAAACGAGUUGCAGAAGCAAAGGAAGAACCCAACUAUUAGCUACUGGUCCAUACCUAGUUUUGCUACUCAUGUGCUAGCCAAUGAAGUUAUAAUACGAAUGAUUAUGGAGGACUUGAAGCUUGAUUACGAUGCGGCUGAAGCUGUAUGCACUGAAACUACUGAUUACGGAAUUGCGAUUGCAGAUAAAAUCGAAAUAGAGGAUGAUUAUUAG